Molecule: messenger RNA, 1449 nt
Organism: Penicillium brevicompactum
Lineage: Eukaryota; Fungi; Ascomycota; Eurotiomycetes; Eurotiales; Aspergillaceae
Product: trehalose-6-phosphate synthase
Exons: 5
Coding region: 1-1449 (482 amino acids)
Biological process (GO): trehalose biosynthetic process; cellular response to heat
Cellular component (GO): alpha,alpha-trehalose-phosphate synthase complex (UDP-forming); cytosol
Molecular function (GO): catalytic activity
Source: RefSeq, a predicted model, not a curated record
AUGGGUCUGCCCUCUGAGGAAAAGCAAAACCUCAUCAUAGUUUCCAACCGUCUACCACUGUCGGUGAAGCGCGUGGAUGGUGUCUUCCAGUCUUCAAUUUCCAGUGGCGGUCUGGUCACAUCUCUCGCUGGAUUGACCAAGUCCACCAAGUUCCAAUGGUUUGGCUGGCCGGGUAUCGAGGUGAGGGACCCCGGAGACAGGGAGGAAGUCUCAGAGAGUCUGGCAGUCCAUAAUGCCAUCCCUAUAUUUCUUGAUAGUACUCUGGCACACGAACACUAUAAUGGAUUCUCAAACCGAAUCCUUUGGCCCAUUCUUCAUUAUCAGUCGGGAGUGACUUUUGACGAUAUCCCAUGGCAAGCCUAUAAGCGAGUAAACGAGCUCUUCGCCGAUGCUAUCGUGGAGACCGCAGCGAACGGGACAUUGAUCUGGGUCCACGAUUAUCACCUCAUGUUGUUGCCCGAGAUUCUCCGAAACAGACUGAAAGAGCGAGGAAAGUCUUGUGCCAUUGGGUUCUCUCUCCACACACCGUUCCCCGCAGGAGACUUUUGGAGAAAUCUGCCUGUUCGCAAACAUUUGAUCGAAGGUUUGUUGUCGAGCGAUUUGAUUGGCUUCCACACCGACGAGUAUAAACAGAACUUUAUCGAUACCUGUGCCAGUCUUCUUGAUGCACGCACCGAGAUCCCAAACCAAAUUCAGUACAAGAACCGCCUCGUUUGCACGAACAAGUUCAUUGUCGGUAUUGAUCCGCAGAAAUUCACCGAGACCUUGGAGAUGCCGAAGGUUCAAGAUCGCAUCCGAACCCUGAAACAACGUUAUGAGGGCGUCAAGGUGAUUGUAGGCGUCGAUAGGCUGGACCAUAUCAAAGGUCUAACGCAAAAGCUCAGUGGCUUCGAUGCAUUUCUCGACGACCACCCCGAAUUGCAGAACAAGGUUGUUCUCAUCCAAGUCGCAGUGCCCAGCCGAGAGGAUGUCAAAGAAUAUCAAGAUCUCGAGCGCGAUCUCUGCACAAUGGCUGGAAAAAUCAACGGCAAGCAUGCCACCCCUGAGGGUACACCAUUGCUGUACAUGCAUCGGUCUGUCCCAUUCGAGGAGCUGACAGCCUUGUAUUCGGUGGCCGAUGUGUGCCUCCUCACAUCCACUCGCGAUGGUAUGAAUCUCGUGGCAUUCGAAUACGUGGCCUGUCAACGUGAACGUCAUGGCGUCCUUGUGCUGUCUGAAUUUGCCGGAGCUUCUUCUUUUAUGUCGAACGGUAGUAUCUCGUUUCAUCCGGCUAACAAGACCGAAAUGUCCGAGGCAAUCUUCAAGGCCAUCAGUCUCGAUGCGUCGGAGCGAAAGUCGAAGUAUGAGUAUCUCCGUGAUUUCGUCAACCAUAACACAAGCGCGAAAUGGGGCCAAGAUUUCACCGAGAAGCUAUCCCAACGCUGCAAGCGCCCAGACAAGCCAUGUUAA